This is a messenger RNA of Seriola aureovittata, 636 nucleotides long. RefSeq lists its product as uncharacterized. The record is from RefSeq and is a predicted model, not a curated record. NCBI's taxonomy places the organism in Eukaryota, Metazoa, Chordata, Actinopteri, Carangiformes, Carangidae. Bases 1 to 636 code for a protein of 211 amino acids. The transcript is spliced from 4 exons.
AUGGUUGUACUCAGACUGUUUGAGUUUGAAGCCACAACCACAGGUAUCCUUGCAAAAAUACACGAUGCCCUGCAGAGUGAUGACCCUUUCAUCCUGACUGAUGCCCAGGGAAAUGAAAUUGUGGACUCCGAAGGGACAAGAGGCUCCAAGUAUUGGAAGCAAAAUGCAAAGAAGUUUCUUGCUGUCCCAGAGAACAUCUUCCAUGAGUUCCAGCAAGGAACAAAGGGAAAGAAACUGAGUCAUAAAGAUAUGGACUCCACAAGUCUUCAGGAGGUCCAUGACAAAAUAGAAGAAGUGAUCUUGGCUGCUCAAGGACUGAGUGAAGUCACCACAGUCAUCAAGGACCUGUCAACACAUGCCAGCAACACCACGGGCGCCAUGCUGGUUCUGACCCACACCAUGAUAACACACGUGAAGGAUGCCUUUGGUUGUAUUGUGUGCAAAGGGCUAAUGGAAGAACCUGUGAUGGCCGUAUGCUGCAAAAGCUUUGUCAACUGCAAAAACUGCGUUGACCAGUGUAUGCUGACAUCCGACCAGUGCCUCAAAUGCAGGGCAGAUGAGUUCUCUGUCAAUGCACACAGGCUGAUCAGUCUGGACAAUGUUCUCUCCAUACUGGGUGGUGUAAUUAAGAUGUGA